CUUUGGGAUGCCUGGGUUCUAUUCGGCUCAGGCGCGGACAGGCCCUGCCGGCUCCCCGCACACACCUGCUUUCAGCCCUGGGGAAGGGUCCCAGCUCCCUGCCCCCUCCCUUACUCAGUGGACCCCAGGGGGGAGAUGUGCCUGCGUUGCCGUUUGAAGCCUCUUGGCCAUUAUGCUUUCACCACUGGGGAGGUGUCUUUGUGUGUGGGGAGAAAAUUGGUGCUGGGCUCCGUUGGGGGCUGGGGCCUGUCACUGACUGGGGACCCCGGGGCAUUAUCUUGGCUGCAGGGCUUCAUUUGUAAUGGAAGCGAUUCUGGGGCUCAAGCAAAUUUUUUUUUUUACUUUCAUAACUCCCACGCCCAGGCCCGGAGGUGCCUGGGGGGCUUGGAGCGGCCAGGCCCGGAGGUGCCCAGGGGGCUCGGAGCGGCCAGGCCCGGAGGUGCUGGGGCUCAGACCUGGCACAGAUUAAGCGCUGCGUAGCUGCCUGUAUGGUCUGUGGGUGCUUCGUGUCUGGGCUUGGGGAUUACGUGACUGGGUGGCGUGGGCACUGGCUGGGCAUUGGGGGAUACAGGCAUGCACGCUGGAGACAGGUUUUCAUGGGCGCUGGCUGGGUGCGACGAGCACCCGGCUGUUUGGAGGUGGAAGGUGUGUGUUUGGGGGCUGGGUGCGGGCACCCGCUGCGGAGAGCCGGCUGCGUGUGCCAGGCACGUGGCGGUGUGUGCCCAGUCCUCGUCUCUCACCUCUCUGCACGCGCAGGUGCUUGGAACAGCUGGGAGCGGGAGCUGCUUUUGGGAUCAGUCGGUCCCUGUCUCUGAGGAGGGCUCUGCUGAGCUGGGGAGGAGGGGCCUGCCCCCCCCCCACCUGUGGCAGCGUCACCAAGUCCCAGCAGCUGUCGGUGUUUCUCAGUGGCACUGUCCCAGCUGCCACUCAGCCCCCGGCUCCCUCCCCUCCACCAAGUGCCCAACGCACAGCUCGGGGCGGAGAGACGGACCCCGCGUAGCUGGCUGCUGGGGCUGUGGGACCCUCGCUGUGCCGCCCUGUGUGGGGCCGGGGCCUACGAGCCAUGCUGUCCUCUCCGGCUGUGGUGCUCCACCCGUACAGCCUGCCUGUGUACCCGCAGGUGCCCCAGUGCUACCCGGGCCUGGUUCAGGGUAGCCAGGAUGCCGCUGCCCCCGCUGACCCCAUGACUCAGACGUACCCUGCCCCGUACCCCCCGGCCCCGGCCCGGCUGCCCCCACCUUUCCGCCCACCCGGCGCCCUGCAGGACUACCCGCCGCAGACCCCCGCUGAGCACGGUCUGUGCCUCUACCCGGCUGGCCAGCCCCACCCGGAGCACGCCGCCCCACCGGAGCCCCUGGUGCCAGCCCUGCCUCCUCCCCCCGCGCCAGCCGAGGAGAGUCCCGUGGCCGCGCUCAGCCCAGACGGCCGGGAAGCAGAGAGCGAAGACAGCAAAUCCCAGCCCAAGCGGCUGCACGUCUCCAAUAUCCCCUUCCGCUUCCGUGACCCCGACCUGCGGCAGAUGUUUGGGCAAUUCGGGAAGAUCCUAGACGUGGAAAUCAUCUUCAACGAACGCGGCUCCAAGGGUUUUGGCUUUGUGACCUUCGACAGCAGCCAGGAUGCAGACCAGGCGCGAGAGAAGCUGAACAGCACCGUUGUGGAGGGCAGGAAAAUCGAGGUGAACAACGCCACGGCCCGUGUGGUCACCAAGAAGCCUCCAGCAGCGCCUGCUGUGAACGGUUGGAAGAUCAAUCCCUUGGUUGGUGCUGUCUAUGCCCCCGACCUCUACACAGUGGCCACCAUCCCCUACCCGAUGGUGGCCCCGGCGGCACUGGCCUAUCGCGGGGGCCUCCGGGGCCGUGGCCGAGCCAUCUACAGCCCGAUCCGGGCAGCUCCUGCCCCGUCGCCCGUCCCUGCCUAUGGGAGUGUGGUGUACCCGGAUGGGCUAUAUGGCACCGACAUCUAUGGCUAUGCAGCUUACCGUGUGGCACAACCCCCUGGGGCAGCGGCAACGGCAGCGGCGUACACCGACGGGUACGGCCGGGUCUACACCACAGCAGAUCCUUACCACCACGCCGUCACUCCAGCCUACGGCGUCGGGGCCAUGGCCAGCCUGUACCGCGGAGGGUACAACCGCUUCACGCCAUACUGAGGAACCAGGGGCUGACAAGGCCGGUGGCCGUGACGGGAAGGGGCCUGGGAAGUGGACUCUGAGAUCUCGGUGUGAAUAGCGACGGGCAUGUUCCAUCGAGUCCCCUGCCCCCAACACGGACGGGUUGGGACAUCCGGUUCUAGCACCCCAGACCCAUUACUCAGAAUCCCCUGGGGGGAACCCCGCCUGGCUCCAGCACCGUGUUACCCAGAAUCUGCUGGGGGGAAGGACGCCUGGUCCCAGUGUCCUAUUACCCAGCUCUUGCCUGGCCCCGGUCCCCUGGCCAUAGAGACAAUGGAGUGGUACGUGCAGAGGGGGGAACACUGCUGCCCCCCAGGCAGUGGAGACGAGGGUGAAUUUAGCCAGCGUUUAAUAUCAGAUCCCUGCGUCACACCCGGGGCAGGAUGGUGCUGGGUGGCCUCACCCCUUUCACUCACGGGAAAGGGGGUCGUUUGGUCUUUUCAAUCAGUGGUUCUCAACUGUCCCAGACGACCGUACCCCAUUCAGGACUCUGAUCUGUCUUGCCUCCCCCCACGUUUCACCCCUCUUAAAAACGACCUCAGCCUCAUGCAUCUGCUCGCACCAGGGCUUAAAUUCAGCCGCUGCUGUCUGGAGCAGAGCUCUGGGAAAUAUUUUCCAACUCCCUGGAGAUUUUAUAGCAUGUUGGGGCACGGGAGGCAUUGGGGGGAGGGAAAUACUCUCUGAGAGUUUCAGCCCUGGCUUGCACGCAUGAGUAAAUGGCAGCAAAUGUGUGUCUAAUACAGUGCGAGUCCACACGGGACAUUACCGGAGAAUAUAGUCUGUCAAGCCGUCAAACCAGG
This is a messenger RNA of Gopherus evgoodei (Goodes thornscrub tortoise), 2970 nucleotides long. RefSeq names its product RNA binding protein fox-1 homolog 3-like. Gene Ontology annotation, molecular function: mRNA binding. Bases 1064 to 2149 code for a protein of 361 amino acids. Gene Ontology annotation, cellular component: cytoplasm; nucleus. The transcript has 12 exons. NCBI's taxonomy places the organism in Eukaryota, Metazoa, Chordata, Testudines, Testudinidae. Gene Ontology annotation, biological process: regulation of alternative mRNA splicing, via spliceosome; nervous system development. The record is from RefSeq and is a predicted model, not a curated record.